Messenger RNA from Merops nubicus (carmine bee-eater), 380 nucleotides. Its product is annotated as GRB2-related adapter protein-like. The transcript has 3 exons. The annotation marks the transcript as partial. Lineage: Eukaryota; Metazoa; Chordata; Aves; Coraciiformes; Meropidae. Gene Ontology annotation, molecular function: protein binding. The record is from RefSeq and is a predicted model, not a curated record.
AUCCUGAACAUGGAAGACGACCAGAACUGGUACAAGGCUGAGCUGGAUGGCUGCGAGGGCUUCAUCCCCAAAAACUACAUCCAGGUCAAGCCACACUAUGGGCAGCACGUCCAGCACUUCAAGGUGCUCAGGGAGAGGAAUGGGAAAUAUUUCCUCUGGGAGGAAAAGUUCAACUCCCUCAACGAGCUGGUGGAUUUCUACAGGACAACCACCAUGGCCAAAAAUCAGCAGAUCUUCCUCUGGGAUGAGGACCAGAGCCAAGAGGGGAGCAGACCCAAACUGGUGCAAGCCCAGUUUGAUUUCCCAGCCCAGGACAGGUCCCAGCUGCCCUUCCUCCGUGGGGACAUCAGCGAGGUCCUGGCCUGCCCCCAUCCCCACUG